This is a messenger RNA of Trametes versicolor FP-101664 SS1, 1487 nucleotides long. RefSeq lists its product as uncharacterized. The transcript has 6 exons. The record is from RefSeq and is a predicted model, not a curated record. The coding region runs from base 28 to 807 and encodes 259 amino acids. NCBI's taxonomy places the organism in Eukaryota, Fungi, Basidiomycota, Agaricomycetes, Polyporales, Polyporaceae.
GCAACGUGUAUUUUGUUCGGCAUUUGUAUGACGCAUUGCAGUCUUGUAACUACAGACAGGUAUUCAACUCUCGGGUCUAUGCACGCCCUACCCACCGGACCCCAAAUGAGCGGCCUCCUGCGCGGCGCAGACGCCCUACUCAAAACCGCUAGUUUCCUCUCCCAGCUCAUCAUGAUCCACCGCUGCUGGGCGGUGUGGGACCGUGUGUGGGCGGUCGUCUACGCACCCGCCAUCAUGGCCUUCGCCGCAUACGUGUGCGCCAUGAACGGCCCGGCGAGCUUUCCCGCGUCCAAGUUCCGCUCCCCGUUCGUCGCCCCGCGCAACCUGCCGUACGACAUGGCUUUUUGUGUGCUCUCUCUGGCGGUGUACACGCUCGUGACGGCACUGAUCGUGUACCGGCUGCGACGUAUGUCGGCACCCGUGCGGAGCGUCAAGACCGUGGAGGAGCUCUUCUGCUCGCUUGUGCGGGGCAUGAUUGAGACGGGCGGGCUGCUCGCGGUCGCGCAGCUCUUCGUCCUGAUCUUCCUUGUGCUCGGGCACCCGGCGCUGGUCAUAAUCGAGUCUAUCGCUGCUCAAAUAUAUGGAAUUGGACCAACGGUGAUGAUCAUCCGUCUCGGGAUGAGCGCGCUCCCAGAACGGCGCCUCCGCGAGACGUCGCCGCUCCAGUUCAGCAGCGUCCUCAUCGGCACGAUGACAGGUACCUCCGACUUCCACGACGACAUCGAGUUCGCGGACGUCUCCUCCGAGUCCCACGACGGCGCUCCCCUCACCCCCACCCACCUCAAGUCGUCACUCAGGCCGUCGUAGCGACAGCCGUUUUGCUCGGGCUCUUCGGAACUGUGCACUUUGCCAGCGCGAUCCCCGCCCGUAAAUGAAUGGGCCGACGCGUAGCCACGCGCCCCCAUCAUUACACCACCCCCGAUGCCGGAAGCGUCGCGUCCCUCCAUCGGGCAGCCGAGCAGAAACUGUCAACGCGUUGACGGAAGCUCGCGGGAAGACCGGGCGGGCGCUCCGCCACAGUCCACCUGUCACUGCGGCUUUGUUCGCCGGGCGUCCCUCGGCUCGGACGCGGUGGCCCGGGGAACGGCGCACACGGGCAGCUUGCCCUGCUCCCCGAUGUGAGGCCUGUGCGCAGCUUGGAGACUGCGCCCUUGCGAUCCGGGUGCAGUCGGAUAUGUUGGGUGGAUUUGAACGCGUAGGUUCGGUGCCCGACGUCGUACAUAUGUUGAUUGGUAGGCGGCCCUUUGCCUCGGGACUUGGGUCGGAUGGUGAACAUAGGAUAUACCAUGGACGAUUGGAUGCUCCGUGUAGGAUGGCGCGUUAGACUUGAAGGCACCAGAGAGGACUUUUGCAGAUUCACCCUAGUAUAAUUUGUAUUUUUAGUUGAACGCAGGCCCUCCGUACUUACCAUGGACAUAGUAUGAUGGCCUGCCACCCGCCCCGUUACAUACCACUUCCUUGCUAUGCACGCUAUCACAUACUCCUGC